This is a messenger RNA of Lepus europaeus (European hare), 2822 nucleotides long. RefSeq names its product CUE domain containing 1 (gene CUEDC1). Lineage: Eukaryota; Metazoa; Chordata; Mammalia; Lagomorpha; Leporidae. The record is from RefSeq and is a predicted model, not a curated record. The transcript is spliced from 11 exons. Gene Ontology annotation, molecular function: ubiquitin binding. Bases 329 to 1489 code for a protein of 386 amino acids.
CCCCACCGGCGGCGGGGAGCGGACGCGCGCGGCGGCUGCUCGGUAGGACGGUCUCUGCAGCCUCGCACGAUGGGCCCGCGGUGUGGAUGACCAGCCCGGCGCAGGCCCGCAUGCCGCCGCCCCGCCAGGACUGCACUGCGAGGGCCGCUCGGGGCCCCGCGCCCGUAACCUCCUGACCCGCAGCCCCGAUCGCAUCCAAGCUUGGCAAGCGAGGCGCAGGAGUGAGCCGCCCGAGUCCGCGGGGCACACAAGCGACCGCGGGCCCAGGGGCCCCGGGGGAAGGGGCCGCGCGGCCGCGGGAAACAUUCUCCCCAAGCGGCUCGGCAAGAUGACCAGCCUGUUCCGCCGGAGCAGCAGCGGCGGCGGCGGCGGCGGGGGUGGCGCGCGCGGCGGCGGGGGAGGCCCCGCAGCGGCCGCGGCCCCGCAGGAGCUCAACAACAGCCGGCCGGCCCGCCAGGUGCGCCGCCUCGAGUUCAACCAGGCCAUGGACGACUUCAAGACCAUGUUCCCCAACAUGGACUACGACAUCAUCGAGUGCGUGCUGCGCGCUAACAGCGGCGCCGUGGAUGCCACCAUCGACCAGCUGCUGCAGAUGAACCUGGAGGGCUGUGGCGGCGGCACGUGCGAAGACAGUUCCGACUCGGAGGACAGCAUCCCCCCGGAGGUCUUGGAAAGGACGCUGGAACCCGAUAGCUCGGAUGAAGAACCGCCGCCUGUGUACUCUCCGCCGGCCUACCACAUGCACAUGUUCGACCCACCAUACCCUCUGGCUCCCCCCACCCCGCCUCCCCGGACCGACGUGCUGGGCUCCGGACCCCCUUCGAGCCAGAGGCGCUAUCGGAACUGGAACCCCCCGCUGCUGGGCAGCCUCCCCGAUGACUUCCUCCGCAUCCUGCCCCAGCAGCUGGACAGCAGGCAGGGGAACCCCGCCGGCCCCAAGCCUGUGAGUGGAGAGGGAGGCCCGGCUCCUGCGCCUGGGCUCGACCCCCGGGACCAGGAGAGCCGCUGGAAGCAGUACCUGGAGGACGAGAGGAUCGCACUCUUCCUGCAGAACGAGGAGUUCAUGAAGGAGCUGCAGCGCAACCGUGACUUCCUCCUCGCCCUGGAGAGAGAUCGAUUGAAAUAUGAGUCCCAGAGAUCCAAAUCUAGCAGUGUGGCUGCGGGAGGCGACUUUGGCUUUCCCUCUUCUGUCCCAGGAAACAGUGACGCCAACCCCGCCGUGUCCGAAGAUGCCUUAUUCAGGGACAAGUUGAAACACAUGGGAAAAUCCACCCGCAGGAAGCUGUUUGAGCUUGCCCGGGCCUUCUCUGAGAAGACCAAGAUGAGGAAGUCAAAGAGGAAACACUUGUUGAAGCAUCAUUCGCUGGGGGCUGCGGCGUCAACGGCCAACCUCCUGGACGACGUGGAGGGCCACUGCUGUGAGGAAGACUUCCGGGGGAGGAGGCAGGAGGCGCCCAAGGUGGAGGAGCUCUUAAGAGAAGCACAGUAAGAGCAGCUCCUCGCCAAAGGUGAUCUGACCCUGUCGGGGCACCCAGCUGAACGGCCCGGCUGCAGCCGGACAGAUGGUGCUCGCCUCCUGAGGCCCUCCGGCACAGUUCAGCCCAGCCACUGCCACUUCCCACUGGACUCGGACGCCGGAGUUGCCAUCCUGUGAUUGGAGGAAGGACCUGAGGCCCCCGGGGGCAGCAGCCAUUCACAGCCCCUUUUGUAGCCAGGCUUUUCUAUGGGGGAUGAGUAAAAAUGGAGGAACCACCCCUUCUUGAGGGGGAAAAAAAAAAAGGCCCAGGACGCAGACCCAGGUUGGAGUAUGGGCAAGAGCAGGAUGGCUCUCUGGCCGGAAGCUGGAGAUCCUGCAGCCCUCCCUUGCCCACCUCUCUGGGGCUCAGCCUCUGCCUGGCCUCCUGCCCACCCACACUCCCAACUACUUUCCAGGGCCUCCUGCAGCUCGGGCUGCCCGGCACCGGCCACACAGAGAGGCGAGGUGCCCGCUGCCUGCCCUGCCCAGUUAAUCGUGCAGCACCCCUGGCCCAGCAGGGAUGGGGAGGGUGUGGCCCCCCUCCUCCCCGGAGCUGGAGGACUCUGGCUAGGCGGGGUUUUUGGGUUGGCAGGAGACUGAGACGGUUCUGGAGCCACCCUGCUGUGGGUGUUCACAGGGUCAGACGCCCUGGCUACCCGGUGGCAGGUUCUGGAGUGACCCCGUCGAAAGGCGCAGGGCUGCAGAGCAAGGGGAAGGGGCCCCUGGGUGGGAGACCCUAGGGCAGCAGGGCCUGCCUGGGGCUCAUGGAAGAGCAAGGUCGGCUUAGAAGAAGUCCGACUCCACGAACGCCCACCGGCACUGGCAGAGAGGCCGCCGCUGCGUCCCCUGCCCCUCCCUCGACCUGGGAACACGCUGACCUUUCCCGCGAGCCGGGACGCCGGGGCAAGCGUGGGACGCUGGGCUUGGAAUCCGAAUGUUGGAGGGGCCCGGGUGGCCGCAGGUGGCCUCGAGAUGAGCGGGCGUGGUGGUGGUUGGAGGACGACCGCGCCAGUUCCGCGUUCCGCCCGCCCCCGCCCGGGCACCUCGCUCCCCGAGCCCGGCGCGGCGCGUGACCAAGUUUGGAAGCGAGUGGCCCCUGCGAUGGCGAGGACCGGGCCGCCCGCCCUCCGCGGUCCCCGCAGCCGCGCCUUUGGGCCUGGCUCCCCCGGAGCAGGAGGGGGGCUCCAGGCGCCCCGCGGGGAAGCCCCAGCCCCGCGUCUGUGUGUGUUGCUUUGUUUUUUCCUCUGAUGUGUGGUUUUUUCUUGGAGCUGUUUCCUAGGAAUCCCUGUAAUAAAGACUUGGUGUU